AUGACCUCACUGGUAGGGACCCAGCGUGCGGUUCGCUGGUACCCGCCAGCUUAUGAUAUCCGGGUCGAAGACGUGCCCAUUCCGCAAAUCCUCGAACCGGACGACGCGAUCGUAAAGAUCAAGCUGGGCGGCUUGUGUGGGAGUGAUCUCCACAUCUAUAGAGGCCAUGAGGACGUUGACGCUGUUCUCACUUGCGGACACGAGUUGAUCGGGGAAGUCGUCGCCCUAGGCUCGAACUUUCACCCUGAUGCGGCGGGCAGACCCGAGUUGUAUUCAACUCUGCGGGUGGGUGACAAAGUAGUGUCGCCCUUUACCGUCUCUUGCGGAGAAUGCCACUUCUGUCGGGUCGGCUUUACCUGUCGAUGCGUGCACUCCUGUCUGUUCGGUAUCCCGACGCUCCCAGGAGGCCAGGCACAAUAUGCCCGCAUUCCCAAGGCAGGCGGAACACUGUUCAGUCUCCGCCAUCUGUCUGAGACACACAACGUGGAUGUCUCCCGACUUUCCGACAGCUCCCUGAUCCUGCUCGCGGACAUCCUUCCCACCGGAGUGUUCGCGGCGUUGCAGGCGCUGCAGCAUCCAAAGCUGUCGCCCAUGCUGAUCGGGUGUUCGUACCCCAAUAGCACGCUCAUUCCUAAGGGACAUGCCACGGAAGAGACGAACUCGAUCGCCUUGCUGGCUCAGGAUCGCGUCCUAACGAUCGCUGUCAUCGGACUCGGACCCGUUGGUGUCUGUGCCGCCGUGAGCUUGCUCGAUAUGCUGAGCCGCCUGGAAGCAGAAAACGGGAUCCACUUCCACAUAAUCGGUGUUGACCCCGUCGAAUCGAGAAGAGUCAAGAUGGAGGCCGUGUACUCCACCAUUACAAGGGGACAAGGCCCGCAACAGCUCACUGUCACAUCCAUUGACGGAGCCAAGUCCCUUACAAACAAACUGACGAACGGUGCCGGCUGCAACGCAGUGCUGGAGGUUGUGGGUCAAAGCAAUGCUCUCACACUAUCUUAUGAGCUCGUACGGCCCUUUGGGCUGAUCAGCUCUGUCGGUGUGCACCAGGAGCCUCCUAUGCCGUUCACUGGGCGAGAUCUGUACGACAAGAACGUGUCGUUUGACUUCGGGCGCUGCCCAGUCCGUGCGAUGUUUCCUAUCGCCCUGGAUAUCUUGUUGAAGCGGCAGGACGUUUUCGGAGGGGUAGGUGAACCCGCGAGUUUGAUCGACAGGAUUGUCGGGUUUGAUCGCGCAGUGGAGAGCUAUGAGCUCUUCGACAAGAGCAGAUGCGGGAAGAUAUUGUUUGACCCUUGGAUUUAG
Postia placenta MAD-698-R-SB12 is the source of this 1299-nucleotide messenger RNA. RefSeq lists its product as hypothetical. The record is from RefSeq and is a predicted model, not a curated record. Lineage: Eukaryota; Fungi; Basidiomycota; Agaricomycetes; Polyporales; Adustoporiaceae. The transcript has 7 exons. The coding region runs from base 1 to 1299 and encodes 432 amino acids.